CUCCAGAUCUCAAGCAAUCCGCCCCACCUCGGCCUCCCAAAUGUUGGGAUUACAGGCAUGAGCCAUCGUGCCCAGACUCGGUCCUGUUUUUUAACCUCUUGGACCCACAUGUUGUCUUGGUUAAGAGAAGAAUGCAAAGAAAAAAAAAAAAAAGAGAGAAGAAUGCUUGUGACUGAAGCCCAGCCCAACCACUCACAAGCUGUGUGACCCUGGGCAAGUCAUUCAACCUCUCUGAGCCUGUUAUCAUAGCCCUUUGAAUGGCUUUUGGAGGAUUCAAUGCAAGAAGGUGUGUGGAGUGGUAUACAGGGUACUGGACACAUGGUAGGUGAGCUGUGUCUGCUACCCAUGGUUAGUGGGGACAAGGCCCAGACAGACAUGAAAACUUGCCCAAGGUUAUACAGUCCGAUACAGCUGCUGGGGUGGGGGGCACCUAGGAGGGAACCCACCAUAAGCCUUCGGGAAUGGAAAGGGUGGCCUGAGGGAGAGAAAACGUCUCUUAAGUCCCCCAGUGCCUCCUCUUCUUCCCAGAGCUGGAGCCAGAGCCAGAGCCAGAGCCCCCUACCCCACAGAUCCCCGAGGCCCCCACACCCGACGUGCCUGUCUGGGACAUUGGGGGCUUCACCCUGCUUGAUGGGAAGCUGGUGCUGCUUGGAGGAGAGGAGGAGAUCGGAUGCCUGGAAAGACAGAACCAGACAAUGCUGGUCCCAACCAGGUCCACAACGUUCGGGGGUUGCUCAAGAGGCUGAAAGAGAAGAAAAAGGCCAGGUCGGAGCCCCGGGAUGGGCCCCCCAGUGCUCUGGGCUCUAGGGAGUCGCUGGCCACACUCUCUGAACUGGACCUGGGCGCCGAGCGGGAUGUGCGGGUCUGGCCACUGCACCCCAGCCUCUUGGGGGAGCCCCAUUGCUUUCAGGUAACGUGGACGGGCGGAAGCCGCUGCUUCUCUUGUCGCUCGGCCGCUGAGAGAGACCGCUGGAUCGAGGACCUUCGUCGCCAAUUCCAGCCCACCCAGGACAACGUGGAGCGGGAAGAGACAUGGCUGAGCGUGUGGGUGCACGAGGCGAAGGGGCUUCCCCGGGCAGCGGCGGGGGCACCCGGCGUGCGCGCCGAACUGUGGCUGGAUGGUGCGCUGCUGGCACGCACGGCGCCUCGGGCCGGCCCAGGCCAGCUCUUCUGGGCCGAGCGCUUUCACUUCGAGGCGCUGCCACCUGCACGUCGCCUGUCGCUGCGGCUGCGCGGCUUGGGCCCGGGAAGCGCGGUGCUGGGCCGCGUGGCCCUGUCGCUGGAGGAGCUGGGCGCCCCACGCGCGCCAGCCGCCGGCCUGGAGCGCUGGUUCCCGCUGCUCGGGGCGCCGGCGGGCGCAGCGCUGCGGGCGCGGAUUCGUGCGCGUCGCCUGCGUGUGCUGCCGUCCGAGCGCUACAAGGAGCUGGCGGAGUUCCUCACCUUCCACUACGCGCGCCUCUGCGGGGCCCUGGAGCCCGCGCUGCCUGCGCAAGCCAAGGAGGAGCUGGCGGCCGCCAUGGUGCGCGUGCUGCGGGCCACUGGCCGGGCACAGGCGCUGGUGACUGACCUGGGCACUGCGGAGCUGGCGCGCUGUGGAGGCCGUGAGGCGCUGCUGUUCCGGGAAAACACAUUGGCCACCAAGGCUAUCGAUGAGUACAUGAAGCUCGUGGCACAGGAUUACCUCCAGGAGACCCUGGGACAGGUUGUGCGGCGUCUCUGUGCUUCCACUGAGGACUGUGAAGUGGACCCCAGCAAGUGUCCAGCCCCGGAGCUGCCAGAGCACCAGGCCAGACUUCGGAACAGCUGCGAGGAGGUCUUCGAAACCAUUAUCCAUUCCUACGACUGGUUCCCUGCGGAGCUGGGCAUCGUGUUCUCAAGCUGGCGAGAAGCAUGCAAAGAACGUGGCUCUGAGGUGCUGGGCCCCCGACUGGUGUGCGCCUCCCUCUUCCUGCGGCUCCUGUGCCCCGCCAUCCUGGCACCCAGCCUCUUUGGUUUAGCACCAGAGCAUCCAGCACCCGGCCCAGCCCGCACCCUCACACUGAUUGCCAAGGUCAUCCAGAACCUCGCCAACCGUGCCCCGUUCGGUGAGAAGGAGGCCUACAUGGGCUUCAUGAAUAGCUUCCUGGAGGAACAUGGACCAGCCAUGCAACGCUUCCUGGACCAGGUGGCCAUGGUGGAUGUGGAUGCUGCACCCAGUGGUUACCAGGGUAGCGGUGACCUGGCCCUCCAGUUGGCUGUCCUGCAUGCCCAGCUCUGUACAAUCUUUGCUGAGCUUGACCAGACAACCCGAGACUCCCUGGAACCGCUGCCCACCAUCCUGCAAGCCAUCGAGGAGGGCCAGCCUGUGCUUGUAUCAGUGCCAAUGCGUCUCCCACCACCCCCGGCCCAGAUCCACUCCAGCCUUUCCGCAGGGGAGAAGCCCGGCUUCCUGGCCCCCCGGGACCUCCCCAAGCACACCCCUCUCAUCUCCAAGAGCCAGUCUCUGCGCAGCGUUCGCCGCUCAGAGAGUUGGGCCCGGCCACAGCCGGACGAAGAGCGGCCCCUGCGGCGGUCCCGGCCGGUGCAGCGCACGCAGAGUGUACCAACCCGGCGUCCUGCCCGCCGCCGCCAAUCUGCGGGGCCCUGGCCGCGACCCAAAGGCUCCCUGAGCACGGGUCCGGCGCCCCGCGCCCGGCCUUGGACCCGGGACUCCGCCUCGCUGCCUCGGAAGCCGUCGGUACCCUGGCAGCGCCAAAUAGACCAGCCGCAAGACCGAAACCAGGCACUGGGCAAGCACCGACCUGUGAACAAGUUGGCAGAGCUGCAGUGCGAGGUGGCCGCUCUGCGUGAGGAGCAGAAAGUGCUGUCCCGCCUCGUGGAGUCGCUGAGCACCCACAUCCGGGCCUUGACGGAGCAGCAGGAGCAGCUGCGGGGCCAGCUGCAGGAUCUGGACUCCAGGCUCUGUGCUGGGAGCUCAGAGUUUGAUUCAAAGCACAACCUUCCAAUCUAUGAAGGGCACAGUCUGAAAAGCCUGGAACACCGCCUAAAUGAGAUGGAGAGAACUCAGGCUCAGCUGAGGGAUGCUGUCCAGAGCCUGCAGCUUUCUCCAAGGACGCGGGGGUCUCGGAGUCAACCCCAGCCCCUCAAAGCACCCUGCCUCAAUGGAGACACCACCUGAGCUGCCCAUCCUGCCUCACCACACGUGGUCUGGGAGCAGAGAGAUAGCCGUCUUGGCCGGGGGGUGGGUGUCUGACCUUGCCUUAGCCCUACUUGGCCAACAAUGGGGAGUGGAGCUGCUGGUCCCAACCACUCUGGCAGUGUGAAGUUGCCCAGUAAAAUCUUGAUUUCAGU
Molecule: messenger RNA, 3330 nt
Organism: Cercocebus atys (sooty mangabey)
Lineage: Eukaryota; Metazoa; Chordata; Mammalia; Primates; Cercopithecidae
Gene: RASAL3
Product: RAS protein activator like 3
Exons: 15
Coding region: 671-3157 (828 amino acids)
Biological process (GO): regulation of GTPase activity
Source: RefSeq, a predicted model, not a curated record